Molecule: messenger RNA, 633 nt
Organism: Lodderomyces parapsilosis
Lineage: Eukaryota; Fungi; Ascomycota; Pichiomycetes; Serinales; Debaryomycetaceae
Product: nucleotide diphosphatase
Exons: 1
Coding region: 1-633 (210 amino acids)
Molecular function (GO): nucleoside triphosphate diphosphatase activity
Source: RefSeq, a predicted model, not a curated record
AUGAUAUUCAACACUUUGCUCAAUGAAAAGCUUGAAAAGUACAACUUAAUCCUCGGAUCAACAUCACCAAGGCGGCAACAAAUACUUUUGCAAAACUUUGGGGUCGCCAAUUUCACCAUCUCGGCUUCCAAUUUCCCAGAAGAUUUAGAUAAAUCCCAAAUAACUCCAUUGGAAUAUGUUCAGUUAACCAGUCGUAAAAAAGCAGAGGCGAUAUACCAAGCCCACAGCGACACUUUUCAAAGUGAAACUCUAAUUCUUACUUGUGAUACAAUAGUCACUUGCAAUGGCAAGAUAUUUGAAAAACCAAUGACACAGUCCAAACAAGCAAAAUUUUUUGAAUACUUUGACACUCAUAAAGAUAUUGAAGUGAUUUCGGCGAUAACCGUGCUCAAAUUGAACAAUGGUAUUGUGUCUGAGUAUCAAGACCACGCUGUAACCAAGCUAUCAUUCAAGGCAGACAACAAAGACAUUAUUCGAGCUUAUAUAGAAAGUGGUGAAGGGUUGGAAGUUGCCGGUGGGUUUAAAUACCAACAAUUGGGCUGCUUAUUGUUUGACAAGAUAUCCGGGGACUACUACAAUGUUGUUGGGUUGCCUACGAACACGUAUUCUCUAUUGCUAGAAGCUGUUGGUUGA